Messenger RNA from Lolium rigidum, 2121 nucleotides. RefSeq names its product probable F-box protein At4g22165. The transcript has a single exon. Gene Ontology annotation, molecular function: protein binding. NCBI's taxonomy places the organism in Eukaryota, Viridiplantae, Streptophyta, Magnoliopsida, Poales, Poaceae. Bases 557 to 1960 code for a protein of 467 amino acids. The record is from RefSeq and is a predicted model, not a curated record.
GCCAGCUUGCUCAUCCCAGCAGCUUACUCUUCUCCCGGCUCUUUCCCCAGCCGAUUAAUCCCGUCGUCUCGCCUGCCGCCGGUCAGUGCUCCUCCUUUAGCCCCUAGCUUGCGAGGGCGGAAUUCGGGGAAGAAACCGAGCGGAAUUCCUUCAGCAAGCAACCAAGACUCCGGAUCUUUGAUAUCCGUCUCCCUACUGUACUCGGAUUUGCUUCAGCUAUUCGAAUUAGGAGUGUGCCCUCGGUUGGUGGUCUAUACAAGUAUUGACAGGAGCCUGUCUUCCGUCUGAAGAAAUUUGUCCAAGCAUCAGGCUUUUGCAAUUAUAGACAGGAGCCUGCCUUCCGUCUGAAGAAAUUUGUCCAAGCAUCAGGGUUUUGCAAGUAUAGACAGCAGCCUGCCUUUCGUCUGAAGAAAUUUGUCCAAGCAUCAGGGCUUUGCAACUUUGGGAGUUACUGAAGAAAUUUAGCCACGAGUUCCGCCUUCCCUCAGUUAUACUUGAAGAAGAAAUUUGUCUGCUUGGCCCAAGUUCGAGACCUUUGCAGAGUGACACUGCUCUCAUGGAGCUAAGUAGCGUCGCCUCGAUGAUGAGCCUAGGGAGUCUAGCUAUACAGCGGACAUCUUUGUGCUCCCUAGUCUUCAGAGUUUUGCAAAGGCUGGUAGGCUUCACUUCCGGCUCACUGAAUAAAUUCUGCAAAGAUGUUCAUCAACCACUGACCGAGACUAUCGUGGGCACAUCGCCAGAGCUGCCUCAGGACGUCUUGAUGGGUAUCUUUGCCACCCUUGAAAUGCCUGACUUUAUACGCGCUGGCGCCGUCUGCCUCUCUUGGCACUCUGCAUAUGCCAGCCUACGAAGCCUUGGGCAGUAUAAACUAUGGCCGUGCCUCCUCUAUACUUCUGAAUCUGCUGGUGAUAGCUCUGCUUGCCUCUACAGCCUCACUGAAAGGAGAUCGUACAAGUUAACUCUUCCGGAGCCACCUAUCCGCUCUAGGUGUUUGAUUGGGUCCUCUCAUGGCUGGCUACUUACUGUUGAUGAGAGAUCUGAGAUGCAUCUUCUCAAUCCGAUCACAUGUGAACAGAUUGCUUUACCUUCGGUGACCACCCUCGAGCAUGUGAAGCCCAUCUUUGAUGAGUACGGUGUUCUCCACAAGUAUGAAUUGUCUUGGCUCACUGGAAGAACUACUAACUAUAUCUCACCGUUGAUCUUCGCUCUUGACAAGCUGCGGGAUGAAUUCCAAUAUAAGGCAUUUGUGUUCCCUGAUACAUCCACGGGAAGCUACAUUGUGGUGCUCAUCCAUAACCCAGUGCGCCAGAUCUCUUUUGCAAGGCUAGGGGAUGAUAAAUGGACCUGGCUGCCGCAUCAUUAUAUCUAUUGCGAUUGCAUUUACAAGGAUGGCUUGUUGUAUGCUGUGUCUACAACGGGAGAUCUUCACACUUUUGAUCUUAGUGGCCCUACGGUCCAAAUGAAUACGAUCAUAAGCAUACACAGGGAUGUUGACUGUGAGUAUGCAUACAUUGUUCAAUCUCCAUCUGGUGAUCUGCUUUUUAUUUGGAGACUCUUUGAGGAUUUGAAGUUGGAACCUGAUCCUGGGGAAACUGUGUUUUGGAAUACUACAAAAUUCAGAAUAUAUGAAGUUGAAGCUGCUGGGAGUAAACUUAAGGAAAUCAAUUGCUUGCGUGACCAUGUUUUGUUUCUUGGGCAUAAUGAAUCACUUUGUCUCAGUGCUGAAGAAUACCCAUCGCUCAAGGCAAAUCAUGUCUACUUUACUGACGAUAAUAUGUUGUGGACAUUGGGAUUUAAGAAUAAUCACCGUGAUAUGGGAAUUCUCAACUUGGAUGAUAACAGCAAGGAAGAACUUGUAUCUUCUCAGCUUUGUUCCAACUUUCCGGCUCCUAUUUGGAUUACACCUGAUUUUAGAAACAUGAACUUGGCUUCAGGUGCUGCUUACAAAAUGGUUGAGUGAGCUUGCAGUUGUGUGGUUUGCUAGGCUAUUGCGCUUCUUAGAGAAAGUCAUGGACAAACUACUCAAGUGAUCACUUGGACCCCAAGUCCAUCCACACUAGCUUCGACCCAGUUGAAUAAAUAGUUCGAGUUUUUCUUUGUUUACCCAUGCUGUAAUCAUGU